UGAUUGAAGAACCGUGACGUUUAUGUUUAUUUUAAGUAGCAUUCCAUUUUAUUUGUUGUCUUUGUGUUUAGGUGAGUGAAAUAGUUCUGUGACCAGAAAAUAUACGAUUGUUUUUUUUACCUAUAACCUUAUAAAAAUGACUGCGACACCUACUCCUGAAACGCCUGAAAAUUUUGACCAAUUUGAUGAGGAGGAGUCAGAACAACAACUCGGGGCAACUGCAUCUGGUAGGAAACGCUUAUUCAGCAAGGAACUUCGUUGUAUGAUGUAUGGCUUUGGGGACGACCAGAAUCCGUAUACAGAAAGUGUUGAUUUCUUAGAAGACCUUGUUAUGGAAUUCAUCACUGAAACUACUCACAGAGCUAUGGAAGUAGGGAGAACUGGCAGGGUACAAGUAGAAGACAUAAUAUUUUUAGUUCGUAAAGAUCAGAGGAAAUAUGCCCGAGUGAAAGACUUACUUACUAUGAAUGAAGAACUUAAGAAGGCUCGAAAAGCUUUUGAUGAAGUUAAAUAUGUUGAAGAUCAACAAUAAACAAUUAGGCAGCCAAUCAAGUGACGCCAUGCUUCUAAGACUGAUAAUGAGUUUGAGAACAUUCGAUACGGACAUAAACUGAGUAAUGCGGUUCAGGAUUUUGGACAGCAAGAUGUGGGGUGGUCCUCUAUGAUAUUAUAUGAUUUUUAUAAAUAAAUAGUUUUUAAAUA
This is a messenger RNA of Amyelois transitella, 702 nucleotides long. It is a transcript of the gene Taf13, whose product is annotated as transcription initiation factor TFIID subunit 13. The record is from RefSeq and is a predicted model, not a curated record. Gene Ontology annotation, molecular function: protein heterodimerization activity. Gene Ontology annotation, biological process: transcription by RNA polymerase II. Gene Ontology annotation, cellular component: transcription factor TFIID complex. Lineage: Eukaryota; Metazoa; Arthropoda; Insecta; Lepidoptera; Pyralidae. The coding region runs from base 137 to 532 and encodes 131 amino acids. The transcript has 5 exons.